AAGGCUCCAAAAGAUGGCUGUAUUUUAUCCUCUGAUUGGCUGCCUGUGCAUUGUCAGACAGGGGCAGCCAGUGUGGAGUGCUCUUAUUGGCUGAGGCACAGCUGCAGUGAGGUUGCAGCUUUUUUCUCUGCAUCACUUUUUGCCGGCUAUAGAUGCAGCCAACCUGCAGCAGCUUGCAGGACGGGCCAAGAAAUACUAGCACUUAAAACUUGAAACCCUAGAAAUAGGUUUGUUGUGAGGAUUUCACCUUCUUCCAGUUAAGUUGUCUUUGUUCAUGUUUUAGCUACUGUUCAGUGUGUAAUGGGUGUGGAGUGAAGAGGGUUUUUUUUCUGCAUCUUUUUGCAUGAUUGUGCACUCCGCAAAGAACAUGUUUUGGAAAAGUGUAUUGGUGAAUUUGUUUUGGAAAGAUGCCGUAAGUUUGCAAUGUUUUUGAGGUGAUUUUGAGAGCGGGUUAAUUGGAACUUUUCAUUCGCUGCAUUUCAAAGUUUUGACUCCGUCACCGGGUUACUGUGGAAAUGCUGUUGGAUAUGCCAGUAAGCUUUGGAAAUUGUGUGGCAGUGUCCUCAUCUGUCCUCAUCCUCCUGGCCUGUCGGAGCAGUUUCUCUCUAUAUGCACUUUAAACAGCUGUAGAUUUUAAUUGAUAGUUCUUGAGAAGACCAAGAAAAAACUCCCCACAGCUGGAUGUUGUGAUUUGAUCAAGUACACAAACAGACUUGGAGCAUCUUCACAAAGAUGCUCAAGGAACUUUGGGCAACCCUUUUCCAGUGGUUUCUGGGAGUAACAGCGUGCGAAUAUGAUACCGCAGGGCAACCAGAUGCACUUAAGGAACAAAACUUAGAAAAUGCUGCAAAAAAGGAAGGCCAGAGAGAACAAGGGACACAGGACGAUUCAGACGGUCAAGAAAAGAGUACAGUGUCCCCAAAGAAAACUACAGUGCUGGUUAUGGUGGCGCCUCCUAAGGAUCUUCAGCAGAAAAUCGUCAAGGCUGGAGACAAAGACUUGGAUGGUCAGUUGGACUUUGAGGAGUUUGUGCACUACCUGAGGGACCAUGAGAAGAAACUGAGGCUGGUUUUCAAGAGCCUUGACAAAAAGAACGAUGGUCACAUAGAUUCACAGGAGAUCAUGCAGUCUCUAAGAGACCUUGGGGUUCAUAUAUCUGAGGAACAGGCUGAAAAGAUCCUCAAGAGUAUGGAUAAAAACGGUACGAUGACGAUUGACUGGAACGAAUGGAGAGAUUACCACCUGCUUCAUCCUGCUGACAACAUUCCUGAAAUCAUCCUCCACUGGAAACACUCGACGAUAUUUGAUGUUGGGGAAAGUUUGAUGGUCCCUGAUGAGUUUACGGCAGAGGAAAAGAAAACGGGGAUGUGGUGGCGACACCUGGUAGCAGGAGGGGGAGCAGGUGUUGUGUCCCGUACCUGCACCGCACCCCUGGACCGCCUCAAGGUCCUCAUGCAGGUUCAUGCAUCACACAGAAACAACAUGGGUUUCGCCGGAGGAUUCACACACAUGAUCCGUGAGGGUGGACUCCGGUCGCUGUGGCGAGGGAACGGUAUCAACGUUUUGAAGAUUGCACCCGAGACUGCUAUCAAGUUCAUGGCGUAUGAGCAGAUUAAGCGGCUGAUUGGCAGUAAUCAGGAGACGCUGGGGAUCCUGGAGAGACUGGUGGCUGGGUCUCUAGCAGGAGCUAUAGCUCAGAGCAGCAUCUACCCCAUGGAGGUUAUAAAAACUCGUCUUGCCCUGGGAAGGACGGGUCAGUACUCUGGGAUCACGCACUGUGCUAAACAUAUAUUUAAGAAGGAGGGACUGAGAGCCUUCUAUAAAGGUUAUAUUCCCAACAUGCUGGGAAUCAUCCCUUAUGCAGGAAUAGACCUGGCUGUUUAUGAGACAUUAAAAAACUGGUGGCUCCAGAGGUUUGCUACAGACAGUGCUGAUCCAGGUGUGUUUGUGCUGCUAGCCUGUGGAACAAUGUCUAGUACCUGUGGACAGUUAGCAAGCUACCCUUUAGCCUUAGUGAGGACACGGAUGCAGGCUCAGGCUUCUCAGGAAGGCAGUCCUCAGAUGACCAUGACUGGUCUCUUCAGACACAUCGUGAGGACAGAGGGCGCUAUUGGACUCUAUAGAGGCUUGGCGCCCAACUUUAUGAAGGUCAUUCCUGCUGUUAGCAUCAGCUACGUGGUGUAUGAGAACCUAAAGAUCACUCUUGGCGUUCAGUCCCGGUGAGGGGAACCCGAAGACUGUUAAGAUCCUAAAAGGCUUUUGAAUUUCCUCGCAACUUUUCUUUUGAACUACUGAAUGAGAUCGUCCAAGAGAGCAGGUUUGCACUCGGAGAACUGGAGCAAGAGCUAUGCGUCAAAGAGGUUUGACUUUAUUUGGUGAAUGGAAGAGUACCUGGAAUAUAUGAGACCACGUGCAUAGAAAAACUUUCAGAUCAAUACCUCGGCAUACAAUGCAAUCCUAGCUGUAAGUAAAAUGUGAGCAUCUCAAAAUGGCAUCAGUAUUGGAUCUAGACACUCGCUUAUUCCACUCCUGUGUUUGCUAUAUUAUAGUAGGGACCAAGAAUGUGAAAGACAUUUUAAAAACUGCUUUAUGGAAAUGACACAGCAUCCACUAAUUUAUCAUUUAAAGUGCACAACUGGAAUUGAAUUCACUAAAGGCUUUGGUAAAGACCAUGCUAAAAAUCCUGGUGUGAUCUCUUCAGAUGACUGAAUCAUCGUUCCACUGGAUGGCAGUGUUCAGACGCCCACAAACUUGCAUUUCAUUCAAGUAAUUUUACUCAUUUACUUUACUCCCUCAUCCUAUUACAUUAAUUGGCGUGCCAGUUUUCGCAUCUUGAAAAGUAUAGUAUAACAAGGGAAAUAUUUGAAAUAUGUCUUACACAUCAAAUGGUCCCAGUGAUAUGUUGAGGAUUUUUUUUUUAAUGUUGUUUUAUUAUUUAUUUUUGAUUUAUGGUUACUAUUAAAAAUUUGAGCACGCUAUAUAUGUGCACUCACUCCCCAUGAUGACUGGCAGCUAAUCCAGCGUUAUAAAACAAAGAAAGAAAGUGUUUUAAAACUCUGGGGUCAGUUGGAGAAGAAAUCCAGAUGUGGAUCAAGUGUGAAAUGACCUGGGUGUGAGAAUUCAGCACCAGCUGAAAUUUAGCGGGUAGAGUUCUGUGUCUAGACAGACACUGUCCGUCCGCUCUGAAGUUGAAGAAGGCAAUGCUACAAAUGGAUUUGUUUUUACAUUCAAACAAUUCUUGUUCAUUCAUUCAUGAAUGAUCUGCAUGACUGUAGUGUAAAUACAGUUUCUUACCAGUAUUAGUUUGCAAGGAUUUCAUACAUGACUAUAACACUCUGAUUUAAACUCUCUCUAGUCGAGGAACAUAUUUAAGCACUUUAUUUUAAUAAAAUUAAACCAGACUUGAAUUUUUAGGAGGGUUUCCAAUGGAAUGAUAGUAUUCAGUAAUUGUAGUGGCUGUGAUUUUAAGUAGAUAUUAUUUUUCAGCAUUUGUGUUUAAUGUUCGUAUUAGGUUGGGGGACCGUUUUUGUAAAGGAAACACUAAAGUUUAGGUUAGGAUCUCUUUUGAAAAAAAUCAAAUGUAGUUGACUCGACUCUGCAGCAGUAGGCAAGUAUCUUGUUUAUUUGCAUAUGAAAUAUUUCAGGAUUAGCACCCUGAUGUGCAUUUUGACUGACAAGGAAAAAAAUAAGUUGCACUUACAGCAAUUGCAUGUUAAGUGCAAAAACCCACCAGUUCAAUGGCUUGUCGCCCUUUGUAAUUCUACAAGACCAUAGUGUUAAUAUAGUUGCCUUAUUUAUGAAUAAAAUAACGCUGCUUUUCGACUACUUGGGGGAAACGUAAGGAGAUGGCGUUAGUGUCAGACUGAAAUCUUUCUCUAAUGAUUUGAUUCUCAGGUCUCAGAUACUCCUGAGACUCUUCUCUAUUGAGAUAUGUUUCUAAGUUGUAUGCAGAGUUUGUGAAAGCUUAGGAUCAGUUUGCCUUUCUCAAGCCUCUUAAGCAGAAAAUAAAUGACUUGGGUCAGUGAAAAACAGCAAACACCCUUCUGUGUCCUAAUGGUGGUUGAAUGGAAGUCCGCUGUGGCCCGAUUCCCUUUGAAUCAGUUCAGUCUUUGUAAUGCAUGUAUGUGUGUCUCGUCUGAAAAUGCACAAAUUGCACUGCAGAGACAUUACAGGGCUUUAAAAACUGUAUUGCCUGCCUCAUAAUGGAUGCAGCUUGUGUUUUGUUUGUUUUGCAUUUUGCACCUUUUUUCAGUUUCUCACAGGAGAAAUCUUUGGACUCCUCUGGACUUGUGAGCUCGACCCAUUUGUGUGGUUUUCCUGAGACUAAAGGCUUUAGAUUUGUAUGUGUUUGUGGCGUUCAGCACAAUCGAGGAAUGCCGUCCUUUGAGACUGCCUGCAAUCUAUUGCCUUACUGUUCAGCUGGAAGUUAGUGAGUGUAAAUGCACCACGUUCACUACAUGUAUAUCAAUAUGUACUGUUGCUGGGGUCCCCCGAGUAUCAUAAACAUACACGCUAAUCAAAUAUCCAGAUAUUUGUACUGCAAAACAUAUCUAGAUGUGAUGACACAUCUGUGAAGUUUAAUUAAUGCAGAGAUGUGCAAAUCAAUGCAAAUCCAUGUUUACUGGACAAAAAAGGAAAUAAGAAACGAUGUCUUCUUAAAUGCAGAAAUUGAAUGUAAAGCGAAAAUAUUUAUGUUUGUAAAAUAACUGUUAAAUAAAGUUAUUCUUCAUUAUGUUCAUGGAA
Carassius auratus (goldfish) is the source of this 4743-nucleotide messenger RNA. RefSeq names its product calcium-binding mitochondrial carrier protein SCaMC-2-B. The transcript is spliced from 10 exons. NCBI's taxonomy places the organism in Eukaryota, Metazoa, Chordata, Actinopteri, Cypriniformes, Cyprinidae. Gene Ontology annotation, biological process: transmembrane transport. Bases 733 to 2223 code for a protein of 496 amino acids. Gene Ontology annotation, cellular component: mitochondrial inner membrane. The record is from RefSeq and is a predicted model, not a curated record. Gene Ontology annotation, molecular function: calcium ion binding.